This is a messenger RNA of Lodderomyces beijingensis, 858 nucleotides long. The record is from the annotation of a GenBank genome assembly. NCBI's taxonomy places the organism in Eukaryota, Fungi, Ascomycota, Pichiomycetes, Serinales, Debaryomycetaceae.
AUGUCGUACGACCUCCAGGAAUCACUCAUAUUGUAUCUCAAGGGCCCAAAGUUCCGAAGAUAUAUCCCCGACUGGAUAGUAACGACGAUUUUGCUCGCGUAUUUCUUUGUCGUGGCAGAGUAUGCCCGGCCUUUUAGUCGCCAAUUCUCGUUAUCUGACUUGACAUUAUCGCACCCUCACGCCACUGUCGAAAGGGUAUCGGGCCCUCAGUGCAUCGCGUUGGCAUCAAUACUCCCUUCGUUGGUGAUUGUCAUAGCCACUUUUUUGAAGCACCGUAAUCUGCGAAAUAGCAAGAACGGAGAGGAGCAAAUCUUUCAUAAUGUUCAAGUUGCCGUUUUGGGGUUGGCCGUGGCGAUCAGCUCAACGGGGAUAGUCACGGAUAUCUUCAAGAACUGGAUUGCCAGACCCAGGCCCGAUUUCUUGGCUAGAUGUGGCGCUCCACCGGAAACACCCGUGGACCGGCAAGUUGAUAUUAGUGUUUGCACGGCCCCCUACGGCGCUGACGUGCUUCUCGAUGGGCUCAGAUCCACUCCAUCGGGACACUCCUCCAUCAGCUUUGUCGCGUUUCUGUACUUGACGCUUUGGCUCGCUGGACAAUUCCAGUUGUUGAGGAAGCCGCCGCAACUUUUAUACAAGUACGUAUUGACGGCGUUACCACUAUUGGUGGCCUUGUAUAUUUCCUUGAGUCGAGCCCAAGACUACAGGCAUCAUUUCUACGACAUCAUUUUGGGCUCGUGUUUGGGAUGCUGCUUUGCAUGGAUGGUGUUUCAUCACUACUGGGAGGACUUGCGUGGUGAAGAUUGUACCCAGCCUAGAAGCCGGGAAACAGAUGAUGGCAUUGCCAUAUUGCCGGUCUAA